CCCGUCCCCUCCCCUCAGUCCCUUUCCCCUUCCCCACCCCGCCCCGCCGGGCCAGCGCGAGCCUUCGGCCGCCCUCGGCAACCGCCCCCAACGGCCGCCCGCGAGCCGCGGGGCUGGGCCCCUCGCUCCUCCCCUCGGGCCCACGGGCGCCAGGCGCUCUCCUCGUCGCGCCUCGCACUCUGGCACCUCGCGGGCACGCGGGUGAGCGGCGGCGCCGCCAUGCGCGCCCAGUCCCGGGCUGCACACCGGCCUAGGCGCGGCGGCCCGAGAUAGGGUCCCCUGAGGCUCCCGGGGGAGGAGAGGAGCCAGCCGCGCGCUCCGCCCCCUCCCCCAGGGUUGCGGGCGCCGCCGCCGCCGCCUCCACCGCCGCCGCCGCCACCUCGCCGCCCCAGCCUGGCGGGGACGAGGAGGAGGAGGAGGAGCAGUAGCAGGCCUCCGGGCCCCCGCGCCGCCGCCCGCAGGAUAAUUCUGAUUCAUCCUUGAAGAGCAUCCAUAGAAGAGGGGGAAAAAAGAUGGGUGUGAAAACAUUUACUCACAGCUCCUCUUCCCACAGCCAGGAAAUGCUGGGAAAGCUAAAUAUGCUACGAAAUGAUGGACAUUUUUGUGAUAUCACUAUUCGUGUCCAGGACAAAAUCUUCCGCGCUCACAAGGUGGUACUAGCAGCUUGCAGUGAUUUCUUUCGAACCAAACUUGUGGGACAAACCGAGGAUGAGAACAAAAAUGUGUUGGAUCUGCAUCAUGUUACAGUGACUGGUUUUAUACCCCUUUUAGAAUACGCUUACACAGCCACUCUGUCAAUUAACACGGAAAAUAUUAUUGAUGUUCUAGCUGCAGCCAGCUAUAUGCAAAUGUUUAGUGUUGCUAGUACCUGCUCAGAGUUCAUGAAGUCAAGUAUUUUGUGGAAUACACCUAAUAGCCAACCAGAAAAGGGCCUAGAUGCUGGACAAGAAAAUAGUUCCAACUGCAAUUUUACUUCUCGAGAUGGGAGCAUUUCUCCAGUGUCUUCAGAGUGCAGUGUUAUGGAAAGGACCAUUCCUGUCUGCCGAGAAUCCCGGAGAAAACGCAAAAGCUACAUUGUUAUGUCUCCUGAGAGUCCUGUAAAAUGUAGCACACAAACAAGUUCCCCCCAGGUAUUGAAUUCUUCAGCUUCCUAUGCAGAAAAUAGAAAUCAGCCAGUUGACUCUUCUUUAGCUUUUCCAUGGACUUUCCCUUUUGGAAUUGAUCGAAGGAUUCAGCCUGAGAAAGGGAAGCAGGCAGAAAAUACCCGGACUUUAGAAAUGCCUGGCCCAUCCGAGGCAGGUAGAAGAAUGGCUGAUUAUGUGACUUGCGAGAGCACAAAAACUACCUUGCCUCUAGGUACAGAAGAAGAUGUCCGGGUCAAAGUAGAAAGAUUAAGUGAUGAGGAGGUCCAUGAGGAAGCAUCUCAGCCUGUCAGCGCAUCUCAGAGCUCAUUGAGUGAUCAGCAGACAGUGCCGGGAAGUGAACCAGUGCAAGAGGACCUUCUGAUUAGUCCACAGUCUUCCUCUAUAGGCUCAGUAGAUGAAGGAGUCGCAGAGGGGUUGCCUACACUUCAAAGCACUUCUAGUACCAAUGCUCAUGCAGAUGAUGACGACAGAUUGGAAAAUGUUCAGUAUCCCUACCAACUCUACAUUGCUCCUUCUACCAGCAGUACAGAACGACCAAGUCCAAAUGGUCCAGACAGACCUUUUCAGUGUCCUACCUGUGGGGUUCGAUUCACCCGUAUUCAGAACCUAAAACAGCACAUGCUUAUCCACUCAGGAAUUAAACCAUUUCAGUGUGACCGCUGUGGAAAAAAGUUCACCAGGGCUUACUCGCUAAAGAUGCAUCGCCUAAAGCAUGAAGGUAAACGCUGUUUCCGGUGCCAGAUAUGUAGUGCCACUUUCACUUCCUUCGGGGAAUAUAAACACCAUAUGAGGGUUUCCCGGCACAUUAUCCGCAAGCCUCGGAUUUACGAGUGCAAAACAUGUGGCGCCAUGUUCACCAACUCUGGAAAUUUAAUCGUGCACCUGAGGAGUCUGAACCAUGAAGCAUCAGAGCUAGCAAACUACUUCCAGAGCAGUGAUUUCUUAGUACCGGACUACUUAAACCAGGAGCAAGAAGAGACCCUUGUUCAGUAUGAUCUUGGAGAACACAGUUUUGAAAGCAACUCUUCUGUUCAAAUGCCUGUGAUUUCACAGGUCUCCUCAACCCAGAAUUGUGAAAGCACUUUCCCCUUGGGGUCUCUUGGUGGGCUUGCAGAAAAGGAGGAGGAAGUGCAAGAGCAGCCAAAGACCAGUGCUCAUGCUGAGGCUACCAGAGAUGACCCCCCUAAGUCAGAGCUGUCUUCUAUAAUGAUUGAGUAAUUCUGUGAUUUGGCCUUGGUUUGGGUUUUUGGAAAGUGCCUGUGCUUUGUUUUAUACGUUUAAAUUUGAAUUUUUAAACAAAGAAGGGUUCCAUUUGUAAGCCCAGAAACUGGAGGGUUGCUUUAUUUUUUGUUUUGUUUUUCAUAGAUGAGAGAUUGCUUUUGCGUGUGUAUAAUAAGGUAACAUUGAAACAGAACAUGAACUCUGAGACUUAAGGAAAAGCAGCUGAUUUAACACAUGGCAGUUCUUCCUCCCAUUGUUAAAAGUGGGCAGCAGCAGAUACAGAAGAAAUCAGGUGGUUGUUGCCCUUCCUGAGAUGAGAGGGCUCAUGAGAAGUUACUAAACAGAAUUUGACAAUUUCUAAGUAAAUGUUUACUCCUAGAUGCAGGAGUAAACAUUCCUGUAAUUUUGGAAGUAUUUAACAAUAAUUUUUUUCAAAUGAAGGUAAAUAACUUAUGAAAUCCAGCAUAUUCUUUUUUUUUUAAGCCAUUUUGAAUUUUCAUGGUGAAAAAUUAGUAUCUGGCAGGCAUUUCCUGUACCUUUAUAGUGUCACUCCAAAGGCUAAGAGGUGUGAUUGAGAGAAUCAGGCUGUGCAUGGAAUGGCCAGGGUGCAAAAUGAGGUCUGUAUACCCCAGCUUUUGUAGGAAUUUUCUUCUUACUGGUUUUCUUACUAGAAUGAAUGCUGAUACCUGGAUAACUAGGACAUUGCCCAGAUAAGUUUCCUCUUGUCCCAUCAAUAGUACUUUCAUUUGCAUAUACUAUUGUGCUGCCAUAGAAAAGAAAAAUAUUGAAGAUAUUCUAUAUUUUAUAUAUAGGUUUAUGUAUUGUUGGGGAUGUUUAUGCUGUGCUGUUUUGGACAAAAUAAAAGAAUUCUGUUUUGAGGCUACAUUCUUAACCCAAUUAAGAUUGUUUACAAGAUCACAUAUGACAGCAGUACAUUGUCCUUAUUCCAAAAUACUUUGAGGUGUUGCCAAGUUUGUUAACAGUGGUUAUUACAGUUUUCAUGGGAUGUAAGCAAUAAUGUGAGAGAAGAGGUUGUAAAAUGAUCAUCUCUGACUCAGAAAUUGGGGGAGGGAUUGUUAAAAUUAAAAACUUUGCUACUCGAUAAAAUUUAUAGAUUGGGAUAUACUUUUUUAUCUGGUACUAUUAAAGCCUCUUUGAUUUGAAAUAUUCAUGAGUCCAUGAGUAAUGAACUUUUGAGUAAUUUUUCUUUAUAAAAAAUUGCCCCAAGGUUCAUCAUUAUGAUAGCCCCUGGUGGGGUUAGAAAAUAAAAACAAUCUAUGUUUUUUGUUUGACUUUGGAUAUUUUGUUUUGUAACAGGAUCAUAAGUAGCCUAGGUUGGCCCAGAAAUAUUGAUCCUCUUGCCUCAGUUCCCCCACAACCCUUGCUAAUAUAUUAUAGACACAUAACACCACACCUAGAUCAAACACAUGAUCUAAAUUUUAUUCCAAUACCAGACUUAUUUUUUUACAUUAUAUAAUUUGUUUCUUUAGAAUUUAUUAGUUCUGUAAUUUAAUUUCCAUCUUUGUUCUUUUUUCUUCUUAACACUGAGAAUUGAACCUGGACCUUAUACGUCUUGAGCACAUGCUCUAUCAAUGAGAUACAACCCAGCCCUUAUUUCCAGUUUUUCACUUGACUCAUAAGUGUAUGACUUUCAGAAAAAAAUCAACUAAAGAAGUCAGUAAUUUUUAUUUUUAUGUCAUAUAUAUAUGAUCUUUGAAAAGUGUGCCUACUAAUAAAUCCUAAAAUUCAAUUAGAAUCCUGUUUUAGUAUGAUAAAGAUUAAGUUAAAUUAUGAUCAAGAAUUAUGUUCUUGGUUCCAAGUUGGGUUGUUUUGUUUUGCUUCUAUUUUGUUAAGAGCUAGAAAAGGAGAAAAGAAAAUGAAAUAAAUAAAAAUAAAUCAGAGAUGAACUAAAUUGAAGAAUUCUUUUCAGAUUCUUUGAAAAGUGUUUCAGUAUACCCUGUAUAAGACUUCUGAGUUAGGUCAGCCUCUUUGUGAGGAUUCCCUCACUGGAUUUUUAUUGCUAAUGACAAAUCCUGUAGCCAGCCUUUAGGACAGGUUCAAAAAUACCUGAAGACACAUAGGUUAGUCGCCUAUUACUCAGAAUCAUUGUGAUAAAGGCACCUGACUAAUGUUUAACAUAAAAUGAUACAAAAGCCUUUUCCUGUUCCAGUGAGACUACAUUUUUGAGGACAUUUUGUGUAUGGGUCUGUUAUAGGGAACACAACUGCAAGACAUAAUUGUACAUAAAGUAAUAUCUAAGGUUUAUUUAAAGUUGAUUUAAAAGAGGAAUGCCUAGAUAUAUAUACUUUUCACCAGAACAUAUGGAAAACAUUUUGAAGAGAUGAUCCCUUCAUAGAAAUCACCAGGGUAACUAAACAGAAAAGCAUUCGUGUUUAGAAUACUUAAAGGUAGCUAUCUUUUGUAAGGCCUAAGAGGAUAACUUUGUGAUAUUUAAAGGGCUUAAAUUUUAGAAUGCAGGAUAAUUACUUUUAAAAACCUAAGCAUUUUAUACAAGAAAAGCUUUGUUUUCAGUUUUUUCCCAACUGCCAAAUAGAUAGAAUGUGCUUUAAAGUGAAGUUUUCACUGUGGUGUAAGGAGUUGUAGCUCCUCCUGUCACUCUUUGCAUUUCCAAACUCUAGUCUUCAAAGCAUCAUGUCAGUAAUUCACUUAGUCAGAAACAGAAAUUUGACAGUGACUUUUACAUUUUCCAAGAAAUGGGUGUAGAUAAAUGUUGUUAUCAACAAAUAUGUUUAAAUGAAUUUCUCUUAAUUGGCCAUUCUAAAUAAUUCCAAUUUUUAUUUUAAGUUUAACCACAGUUCAUUAUAUUAUUAGGUUUUAUUUGGGCGGGGGGAGUUGGUUUUUUUAAGUUCACAAUUUUGUUAAGACAGAAUGUAGUAAAAUAUUUAAGUGGCCUCAUUUCGGUCUUAUGUUUAAACAUUUUAAGCCCCAUUACAUAAGUGCCGUGUUAAGAUACAUUCCCUUUGUUAUUAAAAACAAAUAAGCAAAAACACGUAUGUUUUGUUAAAAUGUUUUACUAAAUGGAGUGAAAUAGUCUGCCUCUCAUGUGCUGAGUCAUUGGUAACCCUGUUCCUGUCUUAACUGCUGAGCUAGGCUCUCCUGUUCUAGAAACUGAUCCCUGUUCCUUUGGAAGCUAUAAGUCCUUCACUCCUUUAAAAUAAAAACACUUAUUUUAUUCUCUUAGUCUAAUUAAUUAGAAGCCACUUUUGGAGUUAGUUUCCUAUUAAGGGACAUAACCAUACAGUGUUAUACAGAUGGCAGUUCUCUCCCAGUGUCAGAGAAUUACUUUUUAUGAUGGUAAAUGAACUGUUCUAAUAUUUUAACUGACUCUUCAGUUUUUUGAUUUGUGGAACUAAUGAUCAGGCAAAUUGGAAACUCCAUUGUACUGCAUCACUUAUCUGCGGAAAGGGCCUUAAAACCCUGAAGUGUACAUCUGUGUGAAGAAAUAAUUUUUGAGUUCUUAACUAGGGGUAAAGGAACUAGGAAAGUGCACAAAGAGCAAACAGCCCAAAAGUAGGGGAGGAAAAUGGGUUUUCACUGCACGUUGUUGACUUCAGGUGCCUUUUUGUAUUUUGAUAGGUACUAAAAGAACAUGUAGAAACCAGAAGUCAGUGAAAUAAAGUUGAGGGAGUAGAGAGAUGUUAUUGUCAUAAACAUAGCUAUGGGGAAUAUUUAUAACUAAACAUGGGUUUUAAGUAUGCUCAUCAAAAUUAAGAUCUGUUAUUUUGCUUAUACUAGUAUUUAUCUCUGUCAUUUUUGACAGUGGUAACAUGGAUUAUUUUUAUUUGAAAAUUUCUCAGCAAAGUGAAUUUGCCAAAGUAGCAAUGGUUCAAAUAAACAAGGAAGUGGAAUUGAGCCAGUCCAUGCUGGGAAGUAGGCUAUAGAUGUUUCACUCUGGAUUACACAUAAAUUAAGACUUUAGUUGCCUCCUAGAAACGUUGAAUAGUGUUGAAUAGGGAAUGGUACCAGCUACCAUCAGGAGUUAAACUUUUAUUAAUCUAUAUACUAAAGUCUUCUUAGAUGUUUCCCCGUAUCAUAAUUCUAUUUAGAACAGAAAAAGAUAGCUCUCUGUUUUUGGAAAUAGUCACUGUGGAAAUUUCAGACAGUGCUUUUAGAACCUUGGCUUUGGCAGUCUCUGAGCAGUGAUGCUGCCUCAACCUGUUUCUGAGACUUGAGUUUUUAGUGCUCUCUGAGUGAGACCCAGGACACUUGCAGCAAAGACCAGGCUUCCUGUGUGCAGAAUAGUUUACAAAGGACUCAGGAGUUCAGACCAUGAUUGAAAACACUAUGUGUUUUUUAUUAAUUGAAAAUUAAGUUUUUAUUUUAGUUUGAAGUGCCUAGUUUAUAAAAUAUCAAAUUCUUUUUUUUUUUUUUUUUUUAAGUUAACAAGCUUUGCUAAGCCUAAAGCCCUGGGCUCAGUUGUGAUGAUUUCUUGGUACAAUCACUGAUAGUCAUUUGAGGAGCUAUAGUGUCAUGACUUGUACUAAAUUCCUUGUUUUCUCAAAUGCCAGCCUGACCAUACCUAGAGCUUGAAAAAUCAUCCUGUGAAUGAAUGUUGGUUACCAAAGUGCAUCACCUGCUGAAGAGUCAGUCUCUCUGUGCCAGGAGAGGUGUUAGUGUUAUCUUCAAGAUGGGGAAGUUUCUUCCGCAGUUCUCCUUUCCAGAGAGAGCCUUUUCUGUGAGUGUGUGAGUAUGCUUCCUGCGGGCUUGUCAUUUUAGGCAGUAGUUUCCAAGUGGACAGCUGUUACGGAAAGUCUCUCACGCUGAGAGUGCUUUGCACUUUUGAAAGUUGCACUGCUUUUCUGCUCCCAGAGUGAAUGGCGUCGGGUAUUUACAGAUACGAUCAUAAACUUUGUUGUUCUGCUUAUACAAAAUGAUGGAUUCUAAUGCUUAUAUUUGAAGGUAUACUUUAAAGAAACAACAGUCUGUGAUAGGGUAAAAUUUGGUUUUGACCCAAGUUCCAAUGAUAUUUAGUUCAUUGAUACUGGUGUCUCCUGUUGAAUCAGCUAGAUAUUGCCUGCCUCUUUGUUAAGGCACCCUUGUGGCACCUUACGUUCAACUUGAAGGAUGGUAUGUGGCCUCUUUGUGCCUCUACUAUCUUUUCAAAAGCCAUUUUAUAAAAAUCUUAGGUAUUUUAAUAUUUAAAUAUAUAUAUUUGUGAAAGAUACUUUUAGAACAGACUUUUUUUUUUUAACUUUGAAAUUCCUGUAUUCCCAUUUUUAAGAGUAAACUAAAGCUUUUCCAGGCUUAAGAAGUAUCUUUUUUCAGAGCCGUGAUAAGAAAGUCAGAAUGAGGUAAUAGGUCAAAGAAUUCAGUGAUAGGAAAAAAGAUGUCUGGGGAGGGGAGACAAAUUUAAAGGUGAAAACAGUUACUUUGAUGUAACAAAUUAACUUUUAAAAAUAAAGUUGUGGUUUUGCUUCUGUGAUUUCCUAUUUGCUGCUACAGUAGCUCACUAUUUUAUAGGGCUAAUAAAUAAAUCUGGCCUCAUUUGAAAACUGGGGUUCUUUCUAAUACAAGCAGCCUAGAAAGAGACUGCCCCACAGUCUGCCCGACAGUGGCCGAGUGUCCCGUGUAGCUGAUGCAUGCUUUAAUACUUGCCUGAAGCUGGCAGCACGGAGCUCAGGAAAGCUUCCUGCCCUGCCAGCUAGAGCACUAUGACUCUUGGGGAACUGGCAUCUGUGAAACAGGCCAAAGAGGGCACUGCUGAGGAGAAACUGUGAAGUCAGUUACAUGAAUGGGUGUUUCCAUAUCCUCUACCCCUCUCCUAGAACAGUACUACUCUCUCCAGCUGUGCCAGUCCCCAGUUCACCAGCUUUGUCCAGUUGUUGUCAUCACGUUCAAAGUAUAGCUUUACUUGGUGACAGUGGCCAUAGCUAAAUUACUUGGCAUGUUUGACUUUCUACAAUAACAAAAAUGGUCUUAAAUUUUGUUUUGUUUGAUUUCCUAAAAAAAAUGUAUACAGUGUCAUAACUUCACGUUUUAUAUACUAGUAUCUGGCUAUUAGUAUUUUACAGAAACCAUGGUUCUUGGUGACUACAUAUAUAUAUAUUUUUGUGACUUUUUUGUAAACUAAGUGCCGUUUCAACGUUACAAUCAUUUUUAGAGUUAUUGUAAUCAAUGUGAAUAUCAUGUUUUCUCAAAUCUGUUCUGAGCCUAGUGUUUGCUUUGUGAACAUAUGUGUAUUGUACAUACUCUGUAUAGUUACAUUGUACUGAAAUAUUAGCUUGUUUGAUAUGAGAAAAGUAUGUAUUGAGUACCUUUUUGCUAGCCUGAUUGCUUAAUCUUUUUUAAAAAAGGUUUAAACUUUUUUUUUAAAUCUUUAAACUGGCCUUUAUUAAUGGUCACAAAUAAAGUUGCAGUUAGAAGGGAUGGACAGGGAAAAAUUAGUCUUGAGUGGUCUUUGGAUAGAAACAUGAGACUAAGGUUGGUUUUUGUUUUACUUCAUUAAAAUAUCUUACUGAUGUUUUAUGAAAUAA
Molecule: messenger RNA, 8860 nt
Organism: Meriones unguiculatus (Mongolian gerbil)
Lineage: Eukaryota; Metazoa; Chordata; Mammalia; Rodentia; Muridae
Gene: Zbtb44
Product: zinc finger and BTB domain containing 44
Exons: 6
Coding region: 513-2363 (616 amino acids)
Molecular function (GO): protein binding
Source: RefSeq, a predicted model, not a curated record